CAUAAGAUCAAUGGCGAGUUCGCUGAAAAAGAUUAUAGCUGGUGAUGAGAGAACAGUUUACAAUGAAGAAAAGUCUUUAAAUCUCCAAUGAAUCCAUUACUUUGGAGAUACUUAUUUUAACCAGAACGCACAAACAAUUAAACAAUAUGGAAGCCAAAUUCUAAGUUUUAGUAAUACCAAGAUCCUAAACCAAAACUAUUUGAAAGAUUUCGCCAAGUCCAAAACUUGAAUCACAAAAUGCCAAAGGCUCUAUAUUGGCACUAAAAAUGGAACUUUGAACAAGAAAAUGAUUACUGUAUUGAAGAAUUUGCAUUUAUCAAUGAUCGAAAACUUUGACUUAGCAAAGACAGAUGGAGGGAAGCUACUAUGUCUAAGUUCAUUCUUACCAUCUCUUCUCAGAAUAGCGCCAUUUGUCACAAAUAAGCUAGCUUUACAUAAAGUGAAGAUUUCGAAGAGGCAUCUUCAGAAACUUGUGGUAUCCUUGAACUUGGCUACCUCGUUAUCUUUUCAUUCUUGUGAAAUCAAUUCUGAGGGUGUAUUUUUCCCAAAGGACUUGAAAACCAAGCUCAAGAACAUUCUUUUUGAUACAUGAGGAGAUAAGCAUCUUCACGAUCUCCAGGAAGGAGGUUUUUCCAAUGAUUCUGGUUAUAGUGAUUAUUUCGACUGGAGUGAACAUCCUACAAGACUUUAUUCCAUACUCGAAGCAAUUGGCCAAUCCUCACUUAAGUUCUCUCUUAGCCAAAUCAUCAUAUUUUCAGAUUUCUCAGAAAGCGAGUUGGUUAGAAUGAGGAGGAAGUGAGGGAUCUCCCGUAUUGCUAUUCAGGGGUAUGAUAAAACUAACGGAAUUAACUUUGAAGUCAAGGGAUUAUAA
Molecule: messenger RNA, 871 nt
Organism: Moneuplotes crassus
Lineage: Eukaryota; Ciliophora; Spirotrichea; Euplotida; Euplotidae
Source: the annotation of a GenBank genome assembly